Ricinus communis (castor bean) is the source of this 1557-nucleotide messenger RNA. RefSeq lists its product as uncharacterized. The record is from RefSeq and is a predicted model, not a curated record. The coding region runs from base 1 to 1557 and encodes 518 amino acids. Lineage: Eukaryota; Viridiplantae; Streptophyta; Magnoliopsida; Malpighiales; Euphorbiaceae. The transcript has a single exon. Gene Ontology annotation, molecular function: nucleic acid binding; zinc ion binding.
AUGAGCUUUUCUACUUUUGAUGAAGUUGUGACAGUAGCUAGGAAGGUGGAAGCACAAGUGAAACAGGAGAAGCCUAAGGCGAACACAAGUGGCGUCAAGACUCCAUAUAAACCAUACAUACCUUUUAGGAAGAGUGAGUCUUCUUCUAGCUCUUCUAAACAACUUUCUUCUACUAAUCCUUCAAAGUUUCAAAGUGGAAAAUCUAGUUUUAAGCAAGAAGGAUUCAAAAGGACUUGUUACAAGUGCCAAGAACGUGGGCAUAUUGCUAGUGAAUGCCCAAAAAGGAAUAUUCUCACAAUUCACCCGAGUGAGGAGGAUUCUUACAGCUAUGAAUCUGAAAGUAACAAUGAAGAUGUUGAGGAGUAUGAUGCGGAGGAGAAUGACAACCCUCUUUGUGGAGUUGUUAGGAGAGUCUUACAUUCCGAACCUCUCAAAGACAUGCAGCAACGAGAGAACCUUUUCCAUACAAGGUGCAAGGUUCUUGAUAAGACAUGUGAUGUGAUUGUUGAUGGAGGAUCAUGCACGGAUGUGGCAUCCACAGAACUUGUCAGUAAGCUUAAGCUUCCUCUUCGAAAUCAUGCUAAGCCUUACAAAUUGAAUUGGUUGAAUAAUGAAACUGGUUUGAAGGUCAAGAAACAAGCUUUAGUUUCAUUUACAAUUGGCAAUUAUCAUGAUGAACGUUGGUGUGAUGUAUUGCCUAUGAGUGCAUGUCAUAUUUUGCUUGGUAGACCAUGGCAAUUUGAUAGAAAUGCUAUACAUGAUGGUGUUUCUAAUAUAUAUACGGUUACUACCACGGGUGGAAAAAAGAUUAGAUUGUUGCCUUUGCCUCCUAAGGUUGAACCUAUGGUGGAAAGGAGACCUAAUUUUCUGAUUUCGAGGAAAGAGUUCGAAAAAGAGUGUGCAAUGGAGGGAGGAGGGUUUGUACUUCUUGUUAAACCCAUUUCUAAUGUUAUUUCCUAUGCCACUAACUCUUUGUUUUUGAGUCAUUUGCUUGAAGAAUUUUCUGAUGUAUUUCCUAGUGAUUUCACCGAAAGGACUGCCACCUUUCGUGGGAUUGAGCAUGCAAUUGACUUAAUCCCGGGAGCCCCAUUGCCUAACAAAGCAGCCUAUCGGUGCAAUCCCGAGCAAGCUAAAGAGUUGCAAAGGCAAGUGGAAGAACUAAUGGAGAAAGGUUAUGUGCGUGAGAGCCUUAGUCCAUGUGCUGUUCCGGCUCUUUUAGUGCCUAAGAAAGAAGGAACAUGGAGAAUGUGUAUUGAUAGUCGUGCAAUCAAUAACAUAACUAUCAAAUAUAGAUUUCCUAUGCCUAGGCUCCAAGAUAUGUUUGAUGAAUUGAGUGGUGCCAGAAUUUUCAGCAAGAUUGAUUUGAGGAGUGGCUACCAUCAAAUGAGAAUUCGAGAAGGUGAUGAAUGGAAGACAGCUUUCAAAACGAAACAAGGAUUGUAUGAGUGGCUUGUCAUGCCAUUUGGACUUUGCAAUGCCCCUAGUUCGUUCAUGAGACUUAUGAAUGAGGAUACAUUGUUUCUAGUGAAGGGAUACAGGUUGAUCCAGAGAAAGUGA